CAUUCUGAAUUUUACCAUUGACGGAAGCGCACAUUCACGGUGAAUACUCGGUCUCAGUUAUCGCAUGUUUCAAAUGGUUAUCGCGUUUUAAUUGCAACGUGCAGUACGCUAAAGUUUGUGUGUAGAAAAAUCUUAAUGUUGACAUUUAUUAUAUCCGUCUGAUACUUUGAGGAUCAACGGUUGAUACACGUAACUAUAAGCACUCGCCAGUGUGUGAUUUAUCUGCUAGACAAGAAGAAAACCCGAGAUGACCGGCGCAAUUGAUAUUCUUCUGAAAGUUCGUGGCCAUCAGCGCGUACCAUCUGAUACCAAAGAAUUUCACGAGACUACAAAACGUGAUGCCUUGAUACGUUUGCGCAAAGAUCUGGAUAAUCUGCUGGCAACGGCCGAUGAUUCCAGAAAGCAGAUCCUGCAGAAGGAAAUGUGUGGCUUUGAAGCGUUGUAUCAUCGUUUUCUGCAGGAAGAUGGACCAUCCGUAGAGUGGGAUCGGAUUCAGAAGUUGCCCCAAGAAGCGGUGAAAGAUUAUUCAAGCUUACGAACACCACAAGAAUCGGAAAUUCGUGGUAUGCUGGACAAGCUGGUUGUUGUUAAACUGAACGGUGGUCUGGGAACGUCCAUGGGCUGCCACGGACCAAAAAGCGUUAUUCCUGUACGCAGUGAUCUGACGUUCUUAGAUUUAACGGUGCAGCAAAUCGAACAUUUAAACAAAACGUACAAUGCUAAUGUUCCACUUGUUUUAAUGAAUUCCUUUAACACUGAUGAGGAUACUGAAAAGGUAAUCCGCAAGUACAAAGGCUUUCAGGUUCAAAUUUAUACCUUCAAUCAAAGUUGCUACCCUCGCAUUAGUCGUGAUUCAUUACUGCCAGUAGCAAGAGAUUUCAAUAUAGAAAGUGAUAUGGAAGCGUGGUAUCCACCAGGUCACGGUGACUUUUAUCAAGCUUUCCAAAAUUCUGGGUUACUUAAGAAGUUUAUUCAGGAAGGGCGAGAGUAUUGUUUCCUGUCUAACAUCGAUAAUCUUGGAGCCACAGUAGAUAUAAAUAUUUUGAAUCGAUUGCUUGGAGAUGACCGCCAAGGUGACAAACCAAUUGAAUUCGUAAUGGAAGUAACGGACAAAACACGCGCUGACGUCAAAGGUGGUACACUGAUUCAGUAUGAAAACAAAUUACGUCUAUUGGAAAUCGCUCAGGUUCCUAAAGAACACGUUGAUGAUUUUAAAUCCGUGAAAACGUUCAAAUUUUUCAACACUAAUAAUAUUUGGGCUCGAUUGGAGUCAAUCGACCGCGUUUUGGACGCUCGGACUAUGAAUAUGGAAAUUAUUGUUAAUAAUAAAACUCUUGAUAAUGGUAUGCGUGUUAUACAACUGGAAACAGCCGUGGGCGCAGCGAUGAAAUGUUUCGACGGAGGAAUUGGCAUCAAUGUACCGCGGUCGCGUUUCCUGCCAGUCAAAAAGACGUCAGAUUUACUGUUGGUAAUGUCCAAUUUGUACAGCUUAAAGUAUGGAUCUUUGGUGAUGUCCCCACAGCGCAUGUUUCCUACAACGCCACUGGUAAAGCUAGGAGAUAACCAUUUUAGUAAGGUCAAAGAGUUUCUCGGUCGGUUCGCUAAUAUACCGGAUUUGAUAGAAUUGGAUCACUUAACUGUAUCAGGAGACGUCACAUUUGGUCGUGGUGUUUCAUUACGAGGUACUGUCAUUAUUAUUGCAAACCAUGGCGAUCGAAUUGAUAUACCAGCCGGCGCGAUACUGGAGAACAAAAUUGUUUCUGGCAAUAUGCGUAUAUUGGAUCAUUAAACGUUUUGAAAUGCAGUAUGUAAUUGUAAGAAUCACAUAUACCUACUCAGGAUUUUCUGUAGAAAAAAAAACAAAGAAUAUUAACUUUUAGACUUUGUAGUGCAAUGUGCCGCUAACAUAGUAGAGGAAGGUUGAAAAAAUUACCAACUUACUAACUAUUUUGGCUCUUGUUUCCUGUCAUCACCCAAAACCAUUGAUUUUAAAUUAGAAUAAUAUUGUAGAAUUGCUCAAAGCAUCAUAAGUUUUACAAUUUUGCCGUACAAUUAAACAUAAAUUAGAAUUGUUAUUUCCGUUUAUUGUUAAAUAAUCAUAAUCGUGAAAAUAUAUCUACUUUUGUCUUUACUCUAUAAUCUUAGUUUCGGUUUUUCGCUCGAUCGUAAAAAG
Sabethes cyaneus is the source of this 2173-nucleotide messenger RNA. RefSeq names its product UTP--glucose-1-phosphate uridylyltransferase (gene UGP). Gene Ontology annotation, molecular function: UTP:glucose-1-phosphate uridylyltransferase activity. Gene Ontology annotation, cellular component: cytoplasm. The transcript has 3 exons. Gene Ontology annotation, biological process: glycogen metabolic process; UDP-alpha-D-glucose metabolic process. Lineage: Eukaryota; Metazoa; Arthropoda; Insecta; Diptera; Culicidae. The coding region runs from base 248 to 1789 and encodes 513 amino acids. The record is from RefSeq and is a predicted model, not a curated record.